Saccostrea echinata is the source of this 455-nucleotide messenger RNA. Its product is annotated as acanthoscurrin-2-like. The transcript is spliced from 4 exons. The record is from RefSeq and is a predicted model, not a curated record. NCBI's taxonomy places the organism in Eukaryota, Metazoa, Mollusca, Bivalvia, Ostreida, Ostreidae. Bases 47 to 355 code for a protein of 102 amino acids.
AUUCUUCAAUUUCUUCGCAGCCCUCGUUUCAAAUCCUUUGCUCAAGAUGUCUUUCUCUUUUGUAACCGUUCUUUCUCUAAUCGUUGUGGCUAAUGCAGCAUACUACGGACCAGGAGGAAUGAGUAAAAUGGGCGGUGGCAUGGGCGGAGGUAUGAUGUCCAGUGGCAUGGGCGGCGGCAUGGGCAGAAUGAUGAUGGGAAUGGGCGGAGGAGGUAUGGGCGGCAUGGGAGGAAUGAAGGGUAUGAUGAUGCCCGGUAACAUGGGCGGUAUGAUGGGCGGCGGAGGAAUGGGCGGCAUGGGAGGAAUGGGCGGCAUGGGAGGAAUGGGCGGUAUGAAAUCUGCCUAUUAUGGAUAAGAAUUCGCUGAAGGAUUCUGUCUUCAUAAUCAAAGAAAGGAUUUCCCCCAUUGGUGAUUUAUGCUUCUCUAUAUCAGAAAAUAAAAGAGAUUCUAUUUUA